Dendroctonus ponderosae (mountain pine beetle) is the source of this 1984-nucleotide messenger RNA. It is a transcript of the gene Atac3, whose product is annotated as GA-binding protein subunit beta-2. Gene Ontology annotation, molecular function: protein binding; transcription cis-regulatory region binding. Gene Ontology annotation, cellular component: nucleus. NCBI's taxonomy places the organism in Eukaryota, Metazoa, Arthropoda, Insecta, Coleoptera, Curculionidae. The coding region runs from base 122 to 1591 and encodes 489 amino acids. The record is from RefSeq and is a predicted model, not a curated record. Gene Ontology annotation, biological process: positive regulation of transcription by RNA polymerase II. The transcript has 12 exons.
AAAACAUCUGUUAGGAAUUUAUGCCAGCCAGUUCUCAGUUUAGAGGUUAUUAUUUACAGCACCCUAUUCGUAUUUCGUUGUUUAUUGGUUUGCAAACCAAUUUUUGCAGAUUAAUCUCGAAAUGAUCAAAAUUUUUGAAAAUGGAACGAGACCGAUCAAAUACAUACUAACUGGAGAUGAUACAUACCAAGAACUUCCUGAAGUGGAUACGGUUAAUAAUUCCCCUUUAGCAAACAUCAAUGAACUGGGAAAACAACUUCUUAAAUUUGCUUUUGAAGGCAACAUACGAGAGGUGCGGGCGUUAUUGGCUCAAGGGUCUCCUUUGAUUUCUGAUUGGUUGGGGACUAGUCCUUUGCAUUUAGCCGCCCAAAAUAACAAUGUUGAGGUAUGUGAGGCACUAUUGAAAGGUGGAAUUCUUAAAGAUGCUAGAAAUAAAGUGGACAGAACACCACUGCACUUAGCUGCUUAUGAAGGUCACUAUGGCACAACUGAGACACUGUUGAAACAUGGGGCGGAUAUUAAUUGUAAGGAUAUGUUAAAUAUGACGCCGCUCCAUUGGGCUGUACAAAAUGGACAUACGGCUGUGGUUGAGCUUCUACUCAGAAAUGGAGCUGACAUUAGUACGAAAAACAAGUUUGAUCUCACCCCUCAGGAUAUUGCACUUCAGAUUGAUAACAUGGAAAUGGUGGAAUUGCUACAAGUUUACGAGAGCAAUUCGGAAGCUGUUGCCCAGUCACUAAUGAUGCAACUUAAUGGAGAAGACCUUAAUAGUCAUAUAGUGGAAAUCAGUGAAGAAAAUAGCAACGUAAAUCAAUUAGAUCCUGUUAUUAUUGUAGGCGAUGAACAGUUUCGAACUAUAGAGAACAAUAACGAGCAUCUGUUAUUUAAUAUUGGAAACAAUAUGACUGUAAACUGCCGGUCCCCUCUUAACAACAAAGAUCAAGUAUUUAUUAAUUUAAAAGAAAAAGUAAAUUCAGAAAUCCCUGAAGUCAACCAAAAAGUUAACAGAAUCAAUGGAACGACAAUAUCAGACUUCAAAAUUGAUAGAUUGCUGGAACCUGAAGAGGACAGUCGGUUUGCCGCAAUUCAAUUAUUACAGGAGCAUGGAAUUUCAAUGCUCCCAAAUGAUACAGAAGAAGAGAGUAGUAUUUUGAACGCAGUGAUGGAGAGCGGACAUUCCGUUGUUUUAACAGAUGUUGGUAAAGAGGUAUUAAAUACUGUUAAGCAACAGGAAGAAAAACGAACACAGCCCAAACCAAAACCAAAGAAAAUCAUUACCGUUUCACCAGAACAGUUUCUGUCUUUAACUAAUGGACAACUAAUUAGGAACACAAAUAUACAAGAACCGUAUAAAGUCAUACCAUUGAAGUCAGGCGUUCGCAGAAUUUACAUGAAGAAAAGUCGACCAACGCCAUUUGGAAACAUGAUAAAGCUUCAAUGUGUUAAAAAACCAAAAACUGAACUAGAAAAGGUAAGAGACGAGUUGGCACAGGCCAAAAAGGAAAUCGAAGAUUACAAGUGGAAAUUAACGAGAAAAGACAGCGAAAUAGAACGAUACAAAACUCAAUUAAAAUUGUUGAUGCACAGUUAGCAUCUCAUGAUAAAUAUAUAACAUCGAUAUUAGUAAAAUAAACGUCAAAGCUCAUACAUUGUUAUAAUACUUCAAAUGCAACUUAACCCCGGAUGCAGACGAACUGGCUAUUGUUGGGAUACUUAUUUGAAAAGUACAAACUCUAUUCGUCAAAUUGUUGUAAAUUGAAUAAUUUAUUGUAUCGAUUAAAAUUCCUGUAAUAUUCAUUUAUACUCAAGUAGUAUGAAAUUAAAAUUGUCUUACGGUUUCACCGAUGAUAUUAGUAUUGUAAUAUUUUGGUUCUUCUGCAAUCUGCUGUUCAUUUGCUUCAUUGCCAUAUCAUAAAUCGACAUGUAACGUAAGUUAACAUAUUUUUGUACAAUUUUGUAAAUAUAGUAAUAAGUUAUUGAGAAA